Molecule: messenger RNA, 3884 nt
Organism: Cydia strobilella
Lineage: Eukaryota; Metazoa; Arthropoda; Insecta; Lepidoptera; Tortricidae
Product: sodium/potassium-transporting ATPase subunit beta-2-like
Exons: 7
Coding region: 87-1058 (323 amino acids)
Biological process (GO): sodium ion export across plasma membrane; intracellular potassium ion homeostasis; intracellular sodium ion homeostasis
Cellular component (GO): sodium:potassium-exchanging ATPase complex
Molecular function (GO): ATPase activator activity
Source: RefSeq, a predicted model, not a curated record
AGCGGUUGGGACAACGCCGCCGCUGGGCGUAUUAUUUUCAUUGUUUAUUCCGGCUUUUUAUGAAAUAGUGUAAUAAGUUAAUAACAAUGCCUCGAAAUCCAAAGCUAGAAGAAUUUGAAAUUGAAAGAAAACCCUCCAGAUUCCAGGGAGUGCGUAGUGGCAGCGAUUUCUUUUCACGAAAGCAUUCGCAUUUUCUCGAUAAAAAUGCAUCCAAGGGAAGAUCGCUGAAGGGUUGGGGUAAACUCCUGCUGUUCUAUUUGAUCUUCUACUCGUCCCUGGUGCUGUUAUUCGCCAUCUGCAUGACUACCUUCCUGCAGCAGUUCAUCAACCCUCGAGUACCGCGGUUGCAGCAAGAAUACAGCAUAAUCGGCACCAGCCCCGGGCUCGGUUUUCGGCCCCUCCCCCCGGACGUUCGGAGCACCCUCAUCUGGUAUAAGGGCACCGGCUACGACAGCUACAAAUACUGGGAGGACGCGCUCAAAAAAUUCCUAUCAGUCUACAAGCAGAAGGGCCAAACAGCCGGCGCCGGACAGAACAUCGUGGACUGCGACUGGAACAGAUCGCCGCCGCCCGGCAAGUUCUGCGACGUCGACAUACGCAGCGGAUACGAGCCCUGUACCGAGGAAAACCACUUCUCCUUUCACAAGAGUUCGCCUUGCAUCUUCUUGAAGCUUAACAGAAUAUACGGAUGGAAACCAGAUUUCUACGAACCACACGAAUUGCCUGCUGACAUGCCCGAAGAUCUGCAGCAGCAUAUCAAGGACCUAUCCAGUGCUAAAAACCAUACAAACAUGAUCUGGAUAUCGUGCACGGGCGAGACGCCGGCCGACCGCGAGAACAUCGGCCCCGUGCAGUACCUCCCGCACCGCGGCUUCCCCGGCUACUACUACCCGUACGAGCACGCCGAGGGCUACCUCAGUCCGCUGGUCGCGCUGCAUCUAAAGAGACCUAGAACUGGCAUAGUAAUCAACAUCGAGUGCCGAGCGUGGGCGAAGAACAUCAUUUAUAACCGAAAGGAGAGACAAGGGAUCGUCCAUUUUGAAAUUAUGAUCGAGUAGACAAUAUAGUCGUCCGAUUUGUAGCUGGCCCGAACGGCUUAUCCUUUGUCUAUUGUUAAGUAAAACCGCACGUGCUACUACCUGCAUAAAACAAAGGAUGAGUCGCUUUAACCGGUUAUUGAAUUACGACUCUAUGGAAAUUGGAAUAAGAUAACGAACGCUACAAAACCAGUCUAACAUGUGUCAUAGAGAUGCGUAACAAAGGCGCGUUAUCGGAGAGCGCACCUACACUGGUUUUUUGAGCGUUGGACUAGCCCGCGCUCAGGUGCCAAUUAGGAUUACACGACCCUUUUUUGCAGGUAUUGGCACGUGCGGUUUUACUUAACAAUAGAUAAAGGAUUAGCCGUUCGGGGCCAGCUACACAUCGAAAGACUAUACCAACUACUAUUACGAAUUAUCUCAAAUGAUUUUUUCGCCAAAACCCUACACCGUUAGACAAAAGGCAUUGUUUCUUUUGUGCAUUGCGGUGGCUACCUCAUUUCUCAUUAGUGAAAAGGAUCACGCCCGUUUUAAAGGCAAUUUUAGCGUGCUACACAUAGGGCUCAAAUUUAAGUAACAGCUUUUUGCUAUCUCUGAAUGCUGUUAUCUGAAUUUGAACCAUAAAAGUAGAACGCUAAAAAUUGCCUUUUAAAGAGGCGUGAUUCUUUUCACUGAUGAGAAAUGAGGUAGCCACCGCGGCGCACAAAAGAAACAAUGCCUUUUGUUUAACGGCGUAGGGUUUGGGCGAAAAAAUUAUUUGAGAUAAUUCGUACGAUACAAGUAAGAAAAUAGCAAAUGAAUUUGAUUUGAUUUAGGGAAAUCAUGAUACUGACACAGUAUUAACAAAAGACCAAGUUUGCUUUUAGAAGAUCUAUAAAAUACCUCCUUCAAAUGAAUUACUAAGUUAUGUACUUUAAAACGGUAUACGGUAACUGAAAAGACCAUAGUUUAUACAUUGUACAAUUUGUACAAUAUUUGGAAAACUUGUAUACUACCAGUAAAGUUAAUAUUUUAGAAAGAAAAGACCGGUCUGCUCAGUAGACCUAAUGGUCUUUCCAGUAGACCGACACAAAAGACUUAAGAAAUAUUUAAUGAAUCUCAUCAUAUCUCAGCUAGCAUUUAUACAUAUACAUUUCCAUAGCAAUAAUGCUUAUUUAGACAUUUUUAUACACUUACUUAAAACUCCGUCCAUGGUUUUUGCUAUUGUAUGAUAUUAAUACUAUGUAAGCUGAAGUGUCAGAUUGUCACUUGUCAUAAGCACUAUUGUCAGAUUUAAUUUAAAUGAAUUGUGUAUUUUUAUAAUAAACUCUAAUAUUAUGUAAUAGGAGUAGACCCACCGUAGAAAGUAGCCUUAAAAAAUUAAUCUUUGCCUUUCUAGAUUUUUAUAUUGAACUAGCUUUUGAUAUUUUAAUAAAUUUAGUAUAUUAGCGUUUAUUUAAUGUACGAUUUUUUUUUUCUGUUUAAUAACGCAUUUAUAAAAAGAAACUGUUUACAACAAGAAUUUGUUUUAUUACUAUAAAUAUUUUAAAUAACAAUUAUACAUGUGACAGUGGUGUUCUAUGCUAUUAAUAAUAAUAAUAAAAUGUUUUUUUAACUCACAUUCUGCCGUAACAGUUAUUUUGAUUUAGUGGUAUCUGCUAUUAGCUGUAAUACUUUCAUAAAAUGGGUCUAAUAUAUGUUCUUAUAAGUAAAUAAUAAGCUUUUUAUGUCGAGACUAAACUAAAGAUCUGUUUUCAGUUUUAAAGUUUUGUGUUUAUUUGUGUGAUGUAUUCUUAUGGCAUUAUUCAUAAACGCGUUACCGGCCUGAAUUAGCUAUGAAUCGUUUGUCUUUAUCUGCCAUUUUGUCUUAUGUAUUUGUAAGAAAGGGAUAAAACAUAAUUUAACUAAAUCAGGCCCGUAAAGUUUUAUGAUUUUUUUUGCAUUUUUUUAAAUUUUGUAAUAUAAUUCUCUAUAAAAUAACCAUAUAAUAUUUUAGAUAAAAGACUGACAAUAAGAAUUUUACAAUUCUUAUUUUUAAUCUGUCUUCACUUACCACUUUUUGAAUUUAGUUUACAAAAUAUAUUUUUUACAUAUUUUAUACCCAGACAGGUUUUAUUACGUUAAUAUUGAAAGUAAACCAAAAUUAUCCAUUUAUGAAGUAAAUAUUUUUAGUAUCCUAGUAAAUAGUCGAAUUCAUGUUACUCAAACAUGUAAGUACUUAUAGGAUUUUUUUCCUUAAACUAUAUUUUAUCAGUACUGUUUGCCCUUAUUAUAUUUUUUGCUUGAUACUGUUUUAUAAAAUACUAGCGACCCGCCCCGGCUUCGCACGGGUGCAAUGCUGAUGUGUUAUACAUAUAAACCUUCCUCUUAAAUCACUCAUAUAUUAAAAAAAACCGUAUCAAAAUCCGUUGCGUAGUUUUAAAGAUCUAAGCUUACAUAAGGACAGACAGGCAGCAGGAAGCGAUUUUGUUUUAUACUAUGUAGUGAUCACGGUUUUAAUACUUAUAAGAAUAAAAUGGUACCAAUUCCAGUGAAAUAAAAUAUAUAAUAUUUUCGAUUAUUUCUAUUUUAACUGAACAUGUAAUUUAACACUCCAUUUAUUCAAUUAAUUUUAUUAUUUGAAAUAAUUACUAUUACUAUUUUUUGAAAUUAUUGUUUUAUUAAGAAUUUAUAUAUUUACAUAAUCUCAAAUGUUACAUUAUUUAUAAUAUUUUUUUACAUAAUCUCAAAUGUUUUUUAAGACGAAAAUGUGACUUAUGCCACCUUAUGCGUAACUUGUCGUCCGUCCAUUGUAAUUAAAUGUAUUUUUUAUAUUUUUUGUAUCUUAUGAUCAUGACAAAUGUAAUGUGUGCCUUAGAGUUUUUAUAA